This is a messenger RNA of Coccinella septempunctata (seven-spotted ladybird), 3365 nucleotides long. RefSeq lists its product as uncharacterized. Bases 150 to 3290 code for a protein of 1046 amino acids. The record is from RefSeq and is a predicted model, not a curated record. NCBI's taxonomy places the organism in Eukaryota, Metazoa, Arthropoda, Insecta, Coleoptera, Coccinellidae. Gene Ontology annotation, molecular function: oxidoreductase activity, acting on paired donors, with incorporation or reduction of molecular oxygen; monooxygenase activity; iron ion binding. The transcript has 23 exons.
UGCUAAUUAUGAGUGGGGAGUUUUGAGCGUCCCCUCUAGCUAGAUACAUAUCGGAAUGUGCUUUGUGAAUACCAGUUCAUAAACGAGUUUGGUUCGGAGUGAAUCCCAAAAAGAUAGUUCCUUCAAUUUUUUCAACAGUUAUUUGAAAAAUGUAUAAAAGGGCAGGACAGCUAAACGUCACAAAUAUAUUGAUAUUUGUCUUCCUUUCCUUACUACUUUUAGUAUUUAUCUUGUUCGCCAAAUGGUACCUAGAAGUCAGGAAGAAAAAUGCGAGAAUUUUUAGAAUACUAAGCAAUUAUAGGACACCUCCCUAUCUUCCUAUAUUAGGACAUGCCUUAAGGGUCAUGGGAACGGCUCAACAAAUACACGAAAGUAUAGUUGAGAUUAGCAACGAGUAUGGCCCAAAUUACGUGAUAUGGUUGGUGCACCAGGUGAUGGCCGUCAUUGGAAAACCGGAGGACUUGGAAAAGGUACUCCAGAGCCAAUAUUGCGUGGAGAAGAACGAGCUAUACCGUUUCACCAACGACGUGGUUGGCACAGGUCUAUUCUCUGCCCCAGAGGAAAAAUGGCGCAAAAAUAGGAAGAUCAUAAAUCCCGUAUUCAGAGCCAAGAUACUGGAGGGAUACAUGCCCAUUUUCCACGAGAAUGCGAAGAGAUUGAUUGAUGAAACGCUGCCAAAGUUCGCCUAUAGGAAGGAUGUGGACUGGCAUUUAGUCUUCACAGGAGCAAACGUAGAAGUCAUCAUGCAAACUGCUACUGGGCCUGAAAUCGAUAUAAGAGCCAAAGGUUCGGUGUUUGGACGAUGGAUGGAGACUUCCAUGAGGGCAAUCAUAAUGCGUAUGCUUCAGGUGUUAUACCAUCCCGACUUUAUUUUCUACAGAACGAAGCUUGGAAAAGCGAUGCUGGACAGUAGAUACAAAAUCUGGGAGUUCGCAGAUGAGAUUAUUGCCGAUAAGGUAAGAAAAUUCAAGGAGGAGGUAGCUGAUGAUUCGUACCAACCAGUUUUCGAAGACAGUUAUACAGGACCGAUUGGAAAGAAAGUGUUUCUGGACUUUCUGCUAGAAUUAGACCACAAAGGCCACAAAUUCUCCCUCGAAGAUCUAAGGGAUGAAGUGACCACUUUCUUGGUUGGAGGAACUGACACGUCCAGCAUCACUGCAGCUUUUUUCCUGAUCAUGAUGGGUAUGCAUCAGGACAUACAGGAGAAAGUUUACGAAGAAGUCAUGGACGUGUUGGGACCAGACAAUUUCCCAACUACGCAAGAUCUAAACAAGCUGCAACUCAUGGAAAGAUGCCUCAAAGAAACAAUGAGGCUAUUUUCUCCAGCCCCUUUCAUAAUACGCAGGAACAAAAAAGACUUGAAGAUAUCCGAUGGUGUUAUACCAGAGGGAGCUAAUAUAGGUAUUAACCUAUUUUACCUCCAUCGAAGUGAGCUCUACUGGGAGAAUCCUAUGAAAUUCGACCCAGAUCGAUUUACAUCCGAGGAGAUAGCUAAAAGACAUCCCUACACUUACAUACCUUUCUCGGCUGGUUUGAGAGGGUGUAUAGGUCAAAAGUACGCAAUGAACAACUUGAAGAUACAAAUGAGCGUCACUUUACGUAAGUUCAAAGCGUUUUCCGACGCCUACAAAUCCAUAGAAGACAUCGAGUUGGAGAACUUGAUGGUUGUGAGGCCUGUUCAUGGAUUCAAGUUUUGGUUGGAAAAUAGAGAAUCCUCUUCCAAAAUGUAUAAAAGGGCAGGACAGUUAAACGUCACAAAUAUAUUGCUACUCGUCUUCCUUUCUCUACUACUUUUAGUAUUUCUCUUGUUCGUCAAUUGGUACCUAGAGAACAGAAGGAAAAAUGCAAGAAUUUUCCGAAUACUCGGCAACAAUUUUAGGAUCCCGCCCUAUUUGCCUAUAUUGGGACAUGCCCUAAGGUUCACAGGUACAUGCCAACAAAUGCACGAGAGUUUGGCCGAGUGUUGCUUCGAGUAUGGUCCAAAUUUCGUGGUAUGGUUGGUGCACCAGGUGAUAGCCAUCAUUGGAAAACCGGAGGAUGUGGAGAAGGUACUCCAGAGCCAGAACUGCGUGGAGAAGAAUGAGCUAUACCGUUUCACCAACGACGUGGUUGGCACAGGUCUAUUCUCUGCACCAGAGCAAAAAUGGCGUAAGAAUAGAAAGAUCAUAAAUCCUGUAUUCAGAGCCACUAUACUCGAUGGUUACCUACCAACUUUCUGUGCUAACGCAAGAAGAUUGGUUGAGGAAUUACUGCCCCAGCACGUGAAUGACAAGAAUGCCGACUGGCACAAGGUUUUGACGUCAGCAAAUUUAGAAGUCAUUAUGACAACUGCGGCUGGACAUGACAUCGAUGUAAGGACAAAAGGUUCGAUGUUUGGACAAUGGAUGGAGACUUCUAUGAGGCAAAUUGUCAUACGUAUGGUACAAGUCUUGUACCAUCCGGACUUCAUUUUCUUCAAAACGAAAUAUGGAAAGACGCUACACGAAAACAAAUUGAAAAUCUGGGAAUUUGCAGACGGGAUCAUCGCCGAUAAGAGACAAAAAUUCAAGGAGGAGUUAGCCAAUAACACUUACCAACCAGUUUUCGAAGACAGUUAUACAGGACCGAUUGGAAAGAAAGUCUUUCUGGACUUUCUGCUUGAACUAGACCACAAAGGUCACAAAUUCUCCAACGUAGAUCUAAGGGACGAACUGACAACUUUCUUGGUUGGUGGAACCGACACGUCCAGCAUCUCUGCAGCUUUUUUCCUGACCAUGAUGGGUAUGCAUCCUGACAUACAGGAGAAAGUUUACGAAGAAGUCAUGACUGUGUUGGGACCCAACGACUAUCCAACCACCCAAGAUCUGAACAACCUACAAUACGUGGAAAGAUGCCUCAAGGAGACAAUGAGGCUAUUUUCUCCAGCUCCUAUACUAUUACGCAGGAACAAAAAAGACUUGAAGAUAUCCGAUGGUGUUAUACCGGAGGGAGCUGAUAUUGGAAUUAACUGCUUUUACCUCCAUCGAAGUGAGCUCUACUGGAAGGAUCCUCUAAAAUUCGACCCUGAUCGUUUUUCUUCCGAGGAGAUAGCUAAGAGACACCCCUAUACUUUCAUACCUUUCUCCGCGGGUUUGAGAGGGUGCAUAGGUUACAGAUACGCAUUGAUGAUGAUGAAAGUGAUACUGUCGAAAAUUGUAAGAAAAUUCAAGUUCAAGACGGGCUAUAAAAGCAUAGAGGAAAUACAACUGAAGAUCAACCUGAUGAUGAGACCAACAUAUGGGUUCAAAGUCACUUUGGAACCCAGGGAAUGAAAUGCACACGAAGCGAAACAUUUUGCGUGAAAAACAAAACUGUAUAAAUUCGGAUAAUAAAAAUAAUUUUUGAAA